GAGCGCGCCGGGGACCGCCGAGUUUGGCUUUGUCUGGGAGAUAACGGCACCGCGGCCGCCACCGCUCUGCCCUUCACCCCGCGGCCCCACGCGUCGCUCCCGGCGGGCGCCCGGCUCCGCUGACGUGGCCAAGGCCGUGGCCAAGGCCGGCACGGGGCCGAGCGCACCCGAUGCGUCCCAACGGGCUGCCCGGGCCGGGGAGGGGUCACUGUGCUGGGGGCCGCGUGGGGACAGCUGAGCGGCCGCGUCCUGCGCUGGUGGAUGCGGGGCCCGUUGCCCCGUCCUUGUUCCGCUGCCAGAGCGGAGAACCCCAAGGGCACGAGGAGAGCGCGGGUGAAAGGCACCCGGACCCACUCGGGUGGAAAUUCCCAUCGCCAGAAACUGAAAAAACCUCUGUGCUCCCGGGAGGCGCCCGUUUGUUGCAGCCCUUUGAAUUCCUUUGGAUUUUGGGACGCGCGGCGUGGGUGCCCUGAGCGCAUCCCCUGCUCCUGCUGGGAAGGAGCGAGGCUGCGCCCUCGCCGCUCCCGGGGGUGACACAGCAGCUCACCGGGAAACAAAACCCCGGGUUUGCUUCGCGCUGGGCGUGUUGCGUCCGACUGUUGCACAACCGUGCCCGCUGUCUGCGAACACCGACGUGGGUUUGGUUUGCUCGCAGCGGGCACCGCGCCGUGAAUCAUUAACCCGCGGGUACAACAACGCGCUGCAACACGCGCUGCUGCCUUUCCCGGCUCAGCUCCGCGCCGGCGGGUCCGGGCCAUGUGCGUCCGAGCCUCUCCCCGCAGCCGCCCCGCAGCCCGCAGGGAGCGCUGCCGGGCCGGGCCGAGCCGAUCCGAGCCGUGCCGGGCGGAGCGCGGCGGUCAUGGGGCCGGGCUGGCGGCGGGCGGUGAGCAGCUACUCCAGCCCGCAGGUGGUCGUGGUGCGGGACGGGCGCCUCGGCAUCGCGUACCGGGCACUGCAGCUCCUGGUGCUGCUCUACUUCAUCGGGUAUGUGCUCAUCGUGCAGAAGGGCUACCAGGAGAGAGAAACGGGCCCGGAGAGCUCCGUCAUCACCAAGGUCAAGGGCGUGACGCAGUCGCCCAGCAAGGUCUGGGAUGUCGGGGAGUACGUGGCCCCCCCCGAGGGUGCGAGCAGCUUCAGCAUCCUCACGCGGGUGGAGGUGAGCGCUGCCCAGGUCGUGGGGACGUGCCACGAGGGUCCCAGCGCUGCAUGCCGCUCAGAGCAGGACUGUGUCCCCGGGGCCAUGGAUGCAUCCCACCUCGGUGUGAGGACGGGGCGCUGCGUGCCCGGGGGCAGCGGGAGGAGCUGUGAGGUGCUGGCCUGGUGCCCGCUCCAUGGAGGCAGCAGCAGCGAGUCCCUGGCGGAGAUGGCAGCGCAGCUCACCAUCCUCAUCAAGAACCACAUCCGCUUCCCCCGCUUCGGCUUCUCCAGGGCCAACAUUCAGGCGGCCGAGAGCCACUACCUGAAGAACUGCACCUUCAACGCCACCUCCGCGCCGUACUGCCCCAUCUUCAGGCUGGGCUUCCUGGCUGAGCAGGCGGGUGAAAACUUCACGGCUCUGGCUGAGAAGGGUGGGGUGAUCGGUGUCAUCAUCAGCUGGGACUGCAACCUGGACCUGCCCGACACCGAGUGCAACCCACGCUACUCCUUCCGCCGCCUCGACCCCAAAGGGGCAUUGGCAUCCCCAGGCUACAACUACAGGUUUGCCAAGUACUACAGCUGGAACGGGACCUGCACGCGGGUGCUGACCAAGGCCUAUGGGAUCCGCGUGGAUGUGAUGGUGCAAGGCCAGGCGGGGAAGUUCAGCCUGAUCCCCACGGUCAUCACGUUGGCCACCGCGCUCACCUCGGUGGGACUGGGCUCCUUCCUCUGUGACUGGGUGCUGCUGUGCUGCAUGGACAAGGAGCGGCGGUACAGCAGCAGGAAAUUCGAGCAGGUACCACUGGGCUGAGGAUGCUCCUCUGCAGCCCCAGACCAUCCCCUCCCCCCACCCCAAAGGUGACAUUUCCCACGCAGAGCUGUGCCCAUGGCCGGGCAGGCUGUGCCCUACAGCCACCCACCACUGCUGCCAAUAAACCACUGCUGCUAA
Numida meleagris (helmeted guineafowl) is the source of this 2086-nucleotide messenger RNA. It is a transcript of the gene P2RX2, whose product is annotated as purinergic receptor P2X 2. The record is from RefSeq and is a predicted model, not a curated record. Bases 860 to 1948 code for a protein of 362 amino acids. Lineage: Eukaryota; Metazoa; Chordata; Aves; Galliformes; Numididae. Gene Ontology annotation, cellular component: plasma membrane; nuclear inner membrane. The transcript is spliced from 10 exons. Gene Ontology annotation, biological process: response to ATP; monoatomic cation transmembrane transport. Gene Ontology annotation, molecular function: extracellularly ATP-gated monoatomic cation channel activity; purinergic nucleotide receptor activity; ATP binding.